Molecule: messenger RNA, 2055 nt
Organism: Penicillium macrosclerotiorum
Lineage: Eukaryota; Fungi; Ascomycota; Eurotiomycetes; Eurotiales; Aspergillaceae
Product: mannosyltransferase putative-domain-containing protein
Exons: 1
Coding region: 1-2055 (684 amino acids)
Biological process (GO): mannan biosynthetic process
Cellular component (GO): Golgi apparatus
Molecular function (GO): alpha-1,2-mannosyltransferase activity
Source: RefSeq, a predicted model, not a curated record
AUGGAGCGUCUCGUGGGCUCUCGCAUGCUCCGGCGAAGGGGGGUGCUCGUCUUGGUCGUGAUUUUACUCGCCAACGCAUAUUUGUUUUGGCGCGGAUGGCCAAAUCAUCUAGGCACCAGUCUAACGGGCAUGUCAAGCUCGAAAACCUCCAAGCUGGAAUCCGUAUUGGAUUCAACAGUACCCGACAUUCAUUCUGUAACGCCUCUGAAUGAUCAGCGACUAAGCUUUUUACGAUAUUUUUUCAAUGAACUCAACGACAAUGCGCCACAAUGCUCUAGCGUGACUCACUCUAGAGAUGUAUAUGGGAUUGGAUUUGAUGCCGUGAAUGAGAUGGAAAGACCGGAUUACAUUUCUCAUGCCGACGACAUCCGAGAGCCGUUAACGAAAUCCCAUAAUGGGUUUGUUGCUGGGAUCAAAGAGAAUUGCUCUCUGCCCUAUAACCCAGGCACCAGAGGCAUUGUAUCCUCGGCCGGUGGGGAUUACAUGCCCACCUUUAUCUCUUCUCUACGCACCAUGCGCCGAACUGGCUGCACGUUGCCCGUCGAGGUCUUUCUCAUUGAUUGGUCGGAAUAUGAACCGUACAUAUGCGAGGUAGUGCUGCCCAAGCUCGACGCAAAAUGUAUGGUACUUGCGGAAAUGAUGGAAAAUGUCCAUUUCCCGGAGGAUGAGGAGUUUCUCGAGAUCAAAAAAUAUCAGAUCAAACCAUUUGCGAUGCUGUUGUCGUCGUUCGAAACCUUUGUUUGGUUAGACUCUGACUGCAUUCCUCUUCACGACCCCGAAACCCUUUUGGAAUCUGAACCCUUCACAUCAACGGGACUUGUGACCUGGCCAGACUUCUGGGCUAACACGGCAUCUUGGCUAUAUUACAACGUCAGUGGCCAAGUCGAGCCUCCCAUGACACACCGAGCAUCCACAGAGGCGGGUAUUUUACUCGUCUCGAAGCCAAAGCAUGCCUUGACCAUCGCCUUGUCUGUCUACUAUAACUACUAUGGGCCGGAUUACUACUGGCCACUGCAGGGACAAGGAGCACAUGGCCAGGGUGACAAAGACACAUUUCUGCAGGCUGCUGGAGCCCUCAACACGAGCUUCUAUGCCGUCAGUGAGCCUAUUGCGAGUGUCGAAUACAUUUCAAAAUCUGGCGGGUUCACGUUCGCCGCGAUGGUACAAGCUGACCCUUUCGAGGACUACAAUCUGACCAGUCAGGGUCUAUGGCGAGUCAAAAAUUCAUCUGUUGCACAAGCGCCACGGGUAUUUUUUGUGCAUGCCUCGAGCCCGAAAUUCAAUGCUGGGACUGGUCUUCUCAAUACACUAGAUCGUGGAGAUGGCACGUCUGGUCGAGCAUGGCUAAAUCCGCCCAUUGUAACCAGUCGAUUUGGCUACGAUAUUGAAAAGAUUUAUUGGGAGGAGCUCAAGACAGUGACAUGUACUCUGGAGCAUGCCUUUUUCUCGUGGCAACACAAGACUGGACUUUGCAAAGACGUCCAGAGUUUUUGGAACAAUACAAUCGACAAUCCCGAUACCACCGUGCCACAAUUAAAUGGCACCGUCAUUCUCGAUGCUCCAUCCCCAGCCACGGAUGACGAAGACCAAGAUGAUGAAGACGGAGAUGAUGAAGAAGAAUCCAAGGGCGAACCCAAAGACGAAUCCAAAGACGAAUCCAAAGACGAAUCCAAAGACGAAUCCAAAGACGAAUCCAAAGACGAAUCCAAAGACGAAUCCAAAGACGAAUCCAAAGACGAAUCCAAAGACGAAUCCAAAGACGAAUCCAAAGACGAAUCCAAAGACGAAUCCAAAGACGAAUCCAAAGACGAAUCCAAAGACGAAUCCAAAGACGAAUCCAAAGACGAAUCCAAAGACGAAUCCAAAGACGAAUCCAAAGACGAAUCCAAAGACGAAUCCAAAGACGAAUCCAAAGACGAAUCCAAAGACGAAUCCAAAGACGAAUCCAAAGACGAAUCCAAAGACGAAUCCAAAGACGAAUCCAAAGACGAAUCCAAAGACGAAUCCAAGGAAGAAACCGAGGAACAGGCGAAGGAACAAAACAAAGAAGAAUAA